Cephus cinctus (wheat stem sawfly) is the source of this 999-nucleotide messenger RNA. Its product is annotated as dipeptidase 1-like. The record is from RefSeq and is a predicted model, not a curated record. The coding region runs from base 1 to 810 and encodes 269 amino acids. Gene Ontology annotation, biological process: proteolysis. The transcript has 7 exons. NCBI's taxonomy places the organism in Eukaryota, Metazoa, Arthropoda, Insecta, Hymenoptera, Cephidae. Gene Ontology annotation, molecular function: metallodipeptidase activity.
AUGGAAGAACCGAAUUCACAGCACUCCUGUACUUGGCGUAGUUUUUUACACUUUUGGGCAGCCUAUGUACCAUGUGAGUCUCAACAUCUCAACGCGGUUCAAUUGACUCUCGAACAGGUGGAUCUUAUCAAAAGGCUCAUAGAGAAGUACUCCCAGCACAUGCAAUUCGCUGCGUCUUCCAUGGAAAUUCUGGAGGCCCAUAGUAAAGGUAGAAUAGCUUCUUUAAUUGGUGUAGAGGGUGGUCAUAGUCUAGGAAGUAGUUUAGCUGUUUUGAGGACACUUUAUCAAUUGGGAGUGCGAUAUCUUACACUCACACAUACCUGCAACACUCCUUGGGCAAAAAGUUCAUCGGUUGAACAGGACGAUGACAGUUCUGGCGGUGGUCUCACAAGCUUCGGCAAGACUGUUGUUCGGGAAAUGAAUAGACUGGGUAUGCUGAUUGACUUAAGUCAUACAGCACGUACCACCAUGAGAGACGCUCUUCGGGCAAGCAGAGCUCCCCUGAUAUUCUCUCAUUCAUCUGCGUUCGCCGUUUGCAAUUCAUCUAGAAAUGUACCCGAUGAAAUUCUCAGACAGUUGGCAUCAAAUGGGGGACUAGUGAUGGUUACAUUUUACAAUUACUUCGUAAAAUGCGGAGCCCAAGCUACUGUGUCAGAUGUCGCUGAACACAUACACUACAUUAGAAGCCUGAUUGGCGUGGAGCAUAUUGGAGUUGGUGGUGAUUUUGAUGGAAUCAACAAAUUUCCGAUUCUCGGUAUUUCCCUCGGUAGGCCUCCAAGACCUCGAUUAUUGGGUGGAUCGCUCUGCUGAGAGGGCUACGCGCUUCGGCAUUGGUCCGCAGUUCAGGCAUAGCAGGGCGCCGACGCCUUUGGUUGCCACGGUCCUGACGGGCCUUCCAGGGUCUUGCUGAAGGAUGGGACGGGGCGGGGAGGACCCACUGGUGCACAGACCAACUGGGCACAAAUGACUUUUUACUCCAAAUUCUGUACACUUUUAAAU